Molecule: messenger RNA, 2847 nt
Organism: Aspergillus uvarum CBS 121591
Lineage: Eukaryota; Fungi; Ascomycota; Eurotiomycetes; Eurotiales; Aspergillaceae
Product: kinase-like protein
Exons: 4
Coding region: 1-2847 (948 amino acids)
Biological process (GO): protein O-linked glycosylation; protein phosphorylation
Cellular component (GO): Golgi apparatus
Molecular function (GO): alpha-1,3-mannosyltransferase activity; ATP binding; protein kinase activity
Source: RefSeq, a predicted model, not a curated record
AUGUCCCCGCAGGACCGGUCGGGCUCCGCCAUGUCCACCAGGGAGAGAAAACCGCACCACAUCGAAAUCCUGGAAGAUGGCAGCCAUCGCCACCUCAUUGAACUUGAGAAGCCUGCUGGCCUCUUCGAGAAAUUGUGCAAGACAUUCACCCAUUACACCCCUCGACAAACUCCAAGCGAUCCCGUGAUCCAACGAUCCGAAACUGCUCAGGGAGACGGCAGAACGGAACCUUUCUCCCACCGAUAUGGGAAAUGCACCAAGGUUCUGCACUACGGGUCGUCAACUUUCGUGGGCCUCUACGCCAAGAAAGCAUCGAAGCGCUCGGGGAAAGAACAACUGUACGCUGUCAAAGUCCGUCAUCGCUCCCCCGGAAGACUCUUGGACGAGUACCGUCGCGCAGCGAUGGGGAUCUCCUCACUCGUCGUGCAUCCAAACAUCGUGCGCACCCUCGAACAUUGCCCGAAUGACAAGGGCGAUCUACACUCCGUCAUGGAAUACUGCGGCGGCGGCAGUCUGCAGACCCUUCUUCUGCAAGCAAGGAAGCUCUCAGCCGUGGAAGCGGAUUGCUUCUUCAAGCAGCUCCUGCGCGCAGUUUCCUUUCUUCAUGACGAAGGCAUCGUGCACCGACGGUUGCGGGCGGAGAAUAUACUGCUCACUGUCAAUGGGGCAGUGAAGGUGGCACAUUUUGACAGUGCCGAGUGGUUACCGAAGGACUUGCGACCGCUGCAAAAAGCGCAACCCCCGCUGGAGCAGAUCCCCUACACCGCACCGGAGGUGCUGCGUGGUCGCGAACACGACCCCCGGGCCAGCGAUGUUUGGGCGGUGGGAUUGAUCUAUGCGUUUAUGCGGUUGGGCAUGCUACUGUGGAAGGUUGCUGGCGACGAGGAUCGGAAUUAUCAGUGGUACUUGCGGACACGGGAGGAUGUGGAAGGGUUCACGACGAUUGAGGAGUUUGGCAAUGAACGCUGCUGCAAUGUGAUCUAUGCUAUGCUUGAUCCCAAGCCUGAUCGCCGGGUUACAGCAUACGAGGCGCUUCAUUCGGAAUGGAUUCAUGAGAUUGUAGUUUGUGCUGCGGGGGAGGCGGAGACCUGCCGCAGUGCAAUGUUCCCGUUAUCGCAUUUCCGCCAAUACCGGCGACGAGGCGCAAUUGUGUUUCGAGCCCUGAUCCUCGUGCUGAUCGUCUAUUGCUGCAAGGCUACUCUUCGGACACGACAAUUCCACCCCGUGGAGCAGGACGCCCAAACCAUACAGAAGAGACUGGAACCCAGCCUUGCCAUCCCUGAGACAGCUCCAUUACAACAGCCGGUCGCCCUGCCCGACCCUCUACGAGCCGGACCCCCCGUACCCCCCGUACCCCCCGUACAGCCCCAAACACCCCAAACAGCUCCAGACAACCACAACCUCACCCACCACCUCGCGAACCUCUUCGCCGCCCUCCCCGACGAAUCUCACGCCCACACCCUCACUAGCCCGCUGACAGCGACCGGGGAAGAGAGACUCCGCGACCUGGGGUUCCGGACACGCGCCUUCGACGCCCUCUUCCGCGCCUGGGAAGCCAUCCACCUAGUCCCCACCGAGACAAACCAGAUGCUGAUCCGCGACGGCAUCGUGCGGAUCCUGCGCGACCACCCAGAAAUCACAGCCGACCUCGACCUCACCCCAGCCAGCGCGAUCCACGCCUACGAGACCACACGCAGCUUCCUGACCCAACUUGCGAAACGCCUCUUCCCAUGGACCACCCCCUACUCGGCCGACCACAUGACCCUCCACGCGCAGUUCCACGACGGAGGGCGUGGCAUCGUCUUCACAGCCGGCAACGACCAAGCGCCGUACCUAGCAACAUCAAUCCGCGCCCUCCGCGCCCACGGCUGCACCCUCCCAAUCGAGAUCCUCUACCUCGGCGACGAGGACCUCGACGAAGAGAUCCGGGACGAGCUGGAAGCCCUGCCCGGCUCGGUGGUAACCCGCGACCUAAGCAUAAUGGUCGACGACGCCGGCUGGACACUCCGCGGCUGGGCAGCCAAGCCCUUCGCAAUCCUGCUGUCCAGCUUCCGGGAAGCGAUUUUCAUCGACGCGGACGCGCUCUUCCUGGCGGACCCGGCGGCGCUCUUCGACGACCCACUGUACCAAUCCACGGGCGCACUGUUCUUCAAAGACCGGCUGUUCAUGCCCGGAAACGAGAAGCGGGCGUGGUUGCGGCGCGUCCUCCCCGCGCCGGUCUCCCCGCGUGUCCGCCAGAGUCGCAUGUGGACUGGCCAGAGCAUCCACAUGCAGGAGUCUGGGGUGGUGGUUGUCGACAAGUGGCGCCAUUUCGUGGCGUUGUUGAUGGUCACCCGCAUGAAUGGGCCGGAUCGCGAUGGCGAUGAGAGUAGGGGGCUGGUGGGGGUUUAUGAUAUGGUUUAUGGGGAUAAGGAGACCUUCUGGUUGGGAUGGGAGCUGGUCGGCGAUACCGAGUACGCUUUCCAUGAGGGCGCGGCCGCGGUGAUGGGCAAGCCCCAGGCGAACCGCGACAACACCACCACAGCAGAGGGUCAGGAGCACGACUUGAAGUACACCGUGUGCGCCCCGCAGCUGCUGCACUUGGGCACCGAUGGAAGACCCCUGUGGUUCAAUGGGUGGCUGCUGCCGGAUAAGUUCUCGGGCGAGCAGCGCCGCCCAACGGAGUUCGAGGCCUUUAUCCCCGAGCCCCCAAGUGCGGAGGACAGCGGCUCGUGGCAGUUGCACGACAGCAACGUCUGCUGUCUGUCGGCAGAUCAGGUAUUCUACUUCGAUGCGGCAGAAAAGGACGCGUUGGAUGAGCUGAUUGAGAUCGCACGGGAUGUUGGGGCGAUUGCCGGGGCGCAUUAG